GUUAAUCCCAUCAUUGGUGCUUCCAUUGAGAGAAAAACUGUGAGAUAAAGCUGUGAGAUUAUGGCCGGACGAAGGACGAGACGUAACACCGCUGCUUCCGCCCAGUCGACGGUGAGAAGUGACAGCCCGGAACAGGGUAUGAUCGUUCCUGUCAAUGGGUUGGAAACAGCGUUGAAUAAUGUGGCUAACAUGAUGGCCAACAUUAUGGAACGGUUGGAUAAGGCUCUCCCUGGUCCAUCCGGUACCCGGGACAUCCCUGCCGGGCAACCCCGCCAGGUCCUGCGUACUGCGAGUUCUCCCAUCCUCCAGGAGCUUCAUGAUCUAGAGGAGGUCAAGAGGGAGAGACAGGCCGUUGCUAGACGCCGGGUGGAGGAAUUGGCCCGAAAUAGUAAGGUGAAUGGAGAUUGGGCCAAGGCUGCAAGCCAGGUCGUCGGCAAUGGAAACGAAAACCCGCGGGGAACUGUCUUUGAAAGGAUAUCUCGCCAGAAAGCUCACGUUAGUGAGAGGCUGGGGAAGAAUCCGGACAAAGCACCCCAGGGUUGGAUACGACCCCAGGCCAGCCAGGUGGCGUCUUCUAAGCGCGAACCCCGGCAGCGAAACGGCCGCGGUGGUAGCCAAGCGCCGGUCCGGUCAUUGGUGGUUCUGGAUGAGGACGAAGUUCAAAGCCAAGUCAGGGUCCCAGCGCCACAUCGUCUGGGGCCACCGGUACCGGAAGCUGGCGAAUUCCAGGAUCUGAGGCAGCAAAUCCAGGAGAUGCAGAGGAAGAUAAACAGGGGACGAGUAUUCACUACCCGGACGAAUACUCCCUUAGCCCCGGAGAUCUUUGCGGAACCAUACUCGCAGGGAUUCAAGAUGCCGUUCGUUAAACGUUAUGAUGGGGAGUCGGAUCCCCAGGAACAUAUAAAUAGCUAUGUCCAGGUGAUGAUUGCCGUUGAUGCCAGCGACGCAUUGAUGUGCCGGUGUUUCUUGCAAACAGUAGAUAGCAAGGUGGCGGAUUGGGUGAAUCACAUUCCUGCCGGAUCGAUCCGGACAUGGGAUGAAUUGGGAUUGCGGUUCUUGGAUCAUUUUUCCGGGAACUGCCGUCCCAAGAAGCAUUUCACUCAUCUUGCUUCAGUGCGGCAGAAGCACGGAGAAUCCUUAAAGAAUUUUCUUAUCCGAUGGAGAAAAUAGUCCAGGUAGGUUAAAGGAACCGACGACAAAUCCAGGUUAGCCAUGUUCACGUCGGCAUUGCAGGACGGUCUCCUUCAUACUGAUCUCACGACUCAUCCCCCGGAUACCUUUGAAGAAGCAAUGGUCCGGGCCGGAAGGUAUGUGACCCUGGAGGAGAGAAAGGAGGAGAAGAAAGAGAAGACUCCUAAAGAAGAAGAGAAGGCGGGAAAUAAGAAGCCGUUCAAGAACAAGAAGCAGGGUUUCCCGGAUGGCCCAAAGGGCACAAACCCUGGGACCCCGGAAAAGCACAAAUCUGCCAAUCCAGUCUUCACGUUGCCGGUGGCUGAGGUCAUGGCCCACGCCACACAGCAGGGACUCAUGACUUAUCCGACCUAUUCUCAGAAGG
Molecule: messenger RNA, 1555 nt
Organism: Cuscuta campestris
Lineage: Eukaryota; Viridiplantae; Streptophyta; Magnoliopsida; Solanales; Convolvulaceae
Source: the annotation of a GenBank genome assembly